Molecule: messenger RNA, 5958 nt
Organism: Chiloscyllium plagiosum (whitespotted bambooshark)
Lineage: Eukaryota; Metazoa; Chordata; Chondrichthyes; Orectolobiformes; Hemiscylliidae
Product: 7SK snRNA methylphosphate capping enzyme-like
Biological process (GO): snRNA modification
Molecular function (GO): O-methyltransferase activity; snRNA binding; RNA methyltransferase activity
Source: RefSeq, a predicted model, not a curated record
AUGGGCUUCGAUGUCAUGGAGAAUCUCCACGAGUUGAAGAGCCAGCAAGCCUCACUCUUUGCCAUGGAGGUCUUUGAGGUACAGAGUCCAUACCAUGGACAGAAUGUGCACAGGGAGAGUUCUGUGAUCAGCAGCCUGAAGGAAACAGAUGGUUCGGUCAUUAGUCUGUGGAGCCCUCUUCACCAGAGACCGGUCAAGGCUGGGUCAUCAAAUAUAAAGGUUGCGUCAGAUAAGCUCUUGGUGAAUAUGCAGCCAAAGAGUACAUAUUUAGUGCGGACAGUCUGUGAAGACGGAGGCCUCGGCGGACCACCCCUCCCCCAACUUCUCCGCCGCGUCCCGCCUUCCAGAGGUGGGCGGAGCCGGGAGCGAGGUCCCCGCCAGCCGGGCCGACAUCCCCCGUUCCGGAUUGGACGGGGCCGGGAGGCGUCGCGCAGCGUGGGUGCCACCCCCUCGGCGCCGACUGGCCAGGGCGGCUGUCCGUCAGCCGAGGGGCGGUCCGACCGGGUUAUAAAAGGAGACGCAAGCGCACUCUCGGACUGCGACCCAGUGCUGCCCAGCAACUUCCUGCUGGGUGGCAACAUCUUCGACCCGCUCAACCUCAACAGCCUGCUGGACGAGGAUGUCAACAAGGCUCUCAAUGCCGAGACCCCCAAGUCCUCGCCUCUGCCCAGCCGCAACCGUGACCCAGUGGAGAUCCUCAUCCCCAAGGACAUCACCGACCCACUCAACCUCAACAAUGACUCUGAGGUCCUGCCGUCGCCCCUGAAGCUGGGCCGCAAGAGGCGACACCGGCAUUACCACCACCCGCCUGGCCAACCGCCUCAGUCUGCCGAACCAGCGGAGAGGAGCCAGGUUCCCCCGCUCGAUCCCAGCGCCCGGGAUUGCCCCGUGGGCCAGAACUCGGCAGCUGCAAACGCGGGGCCGGGGAACUCUGAAGUACCAGUUGAGUCGGAGGGCCCCCAGCCCUAUGAGCUCAACACCGUCAUCAACUGCAGAGAUGAGAUUGUGUCGCCCGUCCUUCACGGCUCUGAGCAAGCUCCGACCGGAACCCGGCAUCGCAAGCGGCGCCGGACUACCAGCAAGUCCGAGAUGGGCAAGGUCCCUGCUGGCUCAGAGGAAGAGCCCAGGCUGCCAGGUGCUGAUGCCAAGAAGUCGACAGCAGAUAAGACGAAGGGCAAGUCGUCUCACCACCACCACCACCAUCACCAACACCAGCAGCAUAGCCUCCAGCGCCACUCCAGCUUGUACCGUGACGGCAAGGCCCAGCCCAACUUCCAGAGCAAACAGAAGCGGUUCCAAUAUGGCAACUACACCAAGUACUACGGCUACCGCAACCCCGGGCGCUGCGAGGACCCUCGGCUCGGCUUCUUCAAGCCUGAGUGGUUCCGGGGCAAGGACAUCCUGGACCUGGGCUGCAACGUGGGCCACCUAACGCUCAGCAUCGCCAAAGACUUGAAGCCCUCACGCAUUGUGGGCAUCGACAUUGACGGUGGCCUCGUCCACACGGCCCGACAGAACAUCCGCCAUUUCCUGUCGCAGGACGUGCUGCCGUCGCAGGGCGAUGGGCAGGUGAAGAGGUGUUUCCCACUGUCGCUGACCAAAUGCAAGGGCCCGAUCGUAGCCCCACCCGUGACUGUGGAUCACUGUGUGACCGAGUUCCCCAAUAACGUCACCUUCAUCCAGGGAAACUACGUGCUGGAGAAGGAUGAAUUGCUGGAGACGCAGAGGCCAGAGUACGAUGUCAUUCUGUGCCUAAGUUUGACAAAAUGGAUUCAUCUCAACUGGGGCGACGAGGGGCUCAAACGGAUGUUCAAACGCAUUUACAGGCAUCUGCGGCCUGGUGGCAUUUUCAUCCUGGAGCCGCAGCCCUGGUCGUCUUAUGGGAAGCGGCGGAAAAUUACGGAGACAAUCUACAAGAACUACUAUAAGAUUAUCUUUAAACCGGAUCAGUUUACGUCUUAUCUGUUGUCCCCAGAGGUUGGGUUUUCCAGUUACGAACUGGUGGGAACACCUCAAAGCACAUCUAAAGGGUUCCAGCGGCCGGUUUACCUCUUUCACAAAGGGUCAUCCAUCUAGUGCGAACUAAGACUUCCAAAGCCAGCUCCUGGCUGCUAUUUCAGUUUCUUUUGUCCAUCAAUGGCUCUUUCCCGACCAUCUCCUCUCUCUUGUCGAAGCCAGUGGAAGACCCUGCACGGGACACGUGGUCUAUCGUCAUGAGCACUGCCUUUUUUUUUCCGUUUGUUUUAAAUUGACAAGCUGUUAAUCUCGAUCUGCUUCACAUAAAAGCCUCAAUGAAUGUAUAAAGAGAAAGGAAACGCAUACUAGGGUUACAAAAAAAACUGCAUUUGCUGGCUUCAGGCACCUCUUGGGUGGGGAAGGGAGCACGUGACUUAUUUUCGAAAGUGUAACUUCUGCUCUUGAAUUCACAGUGCGCCAACACUGUCAGCAUUGCCUCUAGGAGAGUUUCAGCCCCUUUUUCUGACAAAGCCCCAUUGUUUGGUUAUGUGGGAAUGCACGGAUUUCUUGUGGAGUGGCAGGGGGAGGAAUAUCUAUUAAACACGGAGAGACAUCACAGAUGAAACUAUCACAAUGGCCCUACGUACUGUUGCAUUGUUUUAAUAUCAUAACCUCCAGUGCGUCAGCCACUUGUCCAUAGGGUAAUUUGACACUUCUCUCUCUUCACCCAGUCUUCACCAAAAAAGAAAGUUUUGCUGGACAUUAUAAACCAGCCAAACCCUGAAACCAGUUGGGCUUGUAGAUGCAACUAAAAUCAUCCAUUGUUAUUCUGUUAGAAUGAUUGGCCAUGAAUUUGGAGAUAUGGUCAUGUUGAGCUGUGUGCAGACCCUUGCCAUGUGGUGGUGACCAUUUCCAUUGCCCUGGUUGGUAUGAGCACAGGAUGUGAGCAAUGUUGAGUUUGAGAUUGAUCCAAAACUUUAUGGCCAGUGGUCUGGAAUAGUCACUUGUAACUUCUAACAGUUUCCGCAGUUGGUACUGCUACAUCUUUUUGUCUUUUUCCCCCCUGCCUCAAACCAGGCAGAUGCGCUUUUCAGCUGUUCCAAAUCCCUCAGUGGUGUUGAGGAAGGUGAUUUUUGUUUUCUCAUCUCUCUUUAUCGUCUUGAUGUCCAAAAACUCAAAUGUUACAUCGACCCUUUUUUUUUCCUCAGUAAUUCUGAGCUGGGUUAUUGAAACCCUGUACGUGCAGCGCUAAGACUUAGGUAAAAGUGAGCAGCAUGUGCGAUAGCAACAAGUAUUAGAGUGGGGUUAAGAGGUCUGAGCACUGUAGUCAGGACUUGCUUUGAAAUGCUUACCUAUAAGCGCUGUGUGCUUCAGCAAGCUCUGGUUUGCAUUUCUCCCCCAGAUUGUAACUAUCAAGUCAGCAGAACCAAGUGGAAUUAUUUUAAUGUGAAACGCCUGUCAUUUUUCCCUUAUCCCUCCCACACGCACGUUUGUUCGAAUCUUUCAGGCCAGCGUUUGGUCUGAUCAACUAAUCAGCUAAUAGCAGAGUGGGAUGAUAGUCCUAGAUGUGACUAGUGACUUUUUCAAUAAAUAAACUCCUCAGAUUUUGACACGUUUUUGUGUGUGUGUGUGUGUGUGUGUGUGAGAGAGAGAGAGAGAGAAUGAGUAACAAUGAGAUUUGAUAAGUGAAACAUUUGGAGAUUACUUUGUUUUAAAGUAAGAACUCUUGAAAAAUAUUAAUUGCAAGAACAUGAUGCAGCAAUUGUGGGGGGGGAGGUGUACUGCACCUUUUUUGGUUCUGCCAUUCUAUAAAAUUCCUGAAAGCCAACUACUUAGAAAUGACUCCAAACCUCAUGCACUCGUGUGUGUGUGUGUGUGUGUGUGUGCGCGCGCGCGUGUAUGUGUCUCUCUCUGUCUGUCUGUCUGUAUAUAUACUGGAGUAGUUUUUACUGCUCAAAAACCCUUUCACUCCUUGCGCUGACCCCCCUCCACCAUCCCCAAAAAGAAAUUUUGUAAACAGGCGCUAAUCUAUGAAGGUACAGAAUAAAGUGCAUGUUAGCAUUCCCCCCCCCCCCCCACCUCAUCUGGACCAAUGAGCUAGACUUGAUAAGUUGGAUCCAUGCAGUAACCCUUUGCCAUGCAUUUGUUGCUAUGCACUGUAAAUAUUCCUGCAGUACAGUACAGAAAUGAUGCUUUUGUAAUUUUCUUUCUAAGGUUAAGAGGUUUCCUGACUUCAUUCAGUGCUUUGUUUCAACAUCCAUAACCUUCUGACUGCUCUCAUCCUAACCCAAUUUUCAUCUUGGCUCUCCUAUGUUCCUGUUGAAAAGGCCAUUGUGCUGGUUAUUUUCUUAAACAUUUUUUUCGUGGGAUGGGGUGGGGGUGGGUUUGAGAAUUGGGUAGAUCCAGUGCUUCAUGUUAAAAUAAGGGGUUUCUUUUUUUUUCUCUGCUGUUGGGGAGGGAAAAAGGGGUGGAAUAAAGCUCAUGGCCUUGCCAGUGUUUUGGGUCUGCGCAGACCCCGGGAUCCAAGGAGAGUUAAACAUUCUGUUGUGCUUUUACAAAGAAUUUUUAUUUUUGUUUCCACUUCUCAUUGACAGACCAGUUCAAACCUUGGGCCAGAGCUGCAUGUGCUAGGUAAACGUUGUUUCACUGUUAUCUUCUAACAGUGACCUUCUGUCCAUUUUUGUGCAUUCUAGAAUCCACCCACUAGACAACCUGGUGGUGAGGUUCCGUCGCCAUCCCUUAUUUGACCCAUUGGUUCAAAGGAUCAGUAUUAAACGCAAAGGGAUAGAUCUGUGGGAAGUUUGAUUCUGAUCUGGAGCUCUCAGCACAGUUUGCCAAUCGUUACUGGCUGUGAUUGAUUAGGUAGGGAAUCUGAGAAUUCUGGACUCGAGUCAAACCAGAGGCAUGUUUUGUGUGUCAAUUUUAUCACAAUUGUUGACAGGCACUUAGUUAUCUUUUUGGAUUAGAACUCACCCCUGGCAAAGAUCACCCCAAGAAUUCACCUCUAGCUCACUUGCUGACAAUAUUUCUUUUUCCUUGGAACUUGUCUAAUGGCUGUUCAAGUUGGGGGUUUUAGAACACGUUCUUUCUUAAUCUGGGUUUGAAGUGUAUGGACUUCAAGGAGUCUUAUUCCUUUAUUUUAAAGGGAGCAAGUUUUACAUGCACAUUGAAUUUGCCUUUUUUUUUCAGAUUAAGGCACUUCUUGAAUAUGUACCUAGCAGCACCGAACCUUUCCCUUCAAGAAUGCAUCCAGUCAGAUUGGCCCUAAACUGCCUGUAAUGAACUUCCAACCUCACCAUUCUCCCACUGUUCAUUUGCAAUGUCCAGUGGCUGAAUAGCGUGUACAACCCUGUGUAGGUGUCUCAUUUCGAGCUGAUUACAGUCACUGUUUUGUCUCUCUGCUCCUGCCCCCACCCCUGUGAUUUCUCUGCCUUUUUCCAAUAUCUCUUACAGGCUUAGCCAAUCCCUUUUCCAAUGAGCAACUGCAAUGAAAGGUGCUCCUGAGGAGGAACUCCUGUGGCUGCCUUAACACCUGGAGUGCAGCAAACCAUUUUGGCGUGAGCAGGUUUAGCAGCAGUCUCAGCCCAUUGGUACUUGCACUGGUCUCUCAAUUUGUCUUUUGUUUUUAAUUAAGCCAUGGCUUGUAAACGAGGUGCUUUCUCCAACUAUUUACCAGCUCCGUACAGGAACUUAUUUCUUCAGUGUGAUAAACUGUAUCUUUGACAACUGGUUCACUGCAGCUUCCAAACAGGGAGGGGAGGGUGGGGAAGGCAACUGUAUGUACAUGUCUGCAUUACAGGGGGUGGUUAAGUGCAAAUAAACUUGAGAUUCUAGAUUUUUAAGAAAAAAAAGUAAAUAAAAUGUUGUCUUUGAUAAAAAGUUUCAGGAAAAAAAUUGUCAUUUGUGAAUUUUUGUAAAAAAAAGAUAAAACCAAAUGCUGCAAAAAUCCAAUGUCAAACAUACAUCAAGUGUCAUUACAAUAAAGGAAUACAAAGUGUUAAA